CAGGGAGGAGGUGCACAUUGGCCCUAUCGAUUAACCUCUCCUCUUGAGUCUGGUGUUUGUGCGUAAAGAGUUUUCAUAGUUUAAGAAAUAAUGUAAGGUUUUUGCAAAAGGUGCUUGGCACUUCAGUUUGGAAGUCAAGCAAUUAUUAGGGGUCUGAGCAAUUCAAAAGAAAGGAAACAAAUGGCAAAUUCUUUAAGUCAUCUACCAUAUCAAUAGAGUAUAACUGGUAAAUAACACUGUUAUCCAUAGAUUAUACAUUCUAAUAUUAGGAAAAUGAAAUAAAUAUUAUAUGAAUCCAAUAGGAAGAAAGGAAAACAAGCCAUGAACAGAAAAACAGACUACAUAGCUUUUACAGAGACCAAACUGGGAAGUAUAAAGUUAUGCAUGUGUGUUCGUGUAUAUGAGUUUGUGUGCUUUAAUGAGGCAAAAUGAAUGGCCAGAAAUGCUUUAUUCAGGGUCUUGAAGUAUUCAUGUUGUUAAUUUCUGCAAUUAUAUUUAGGUUUUGAGAGUAAUGCAUAUAUUCUGAAUCUCAUAGAAUAUGCUUUUUGGUCCAUCAGCAUUAAUGACAUGAAACUUCCUUAAAUGAAACCACUUGAUGGAGCUUCAUUAUUAUUCAACUUCUAAUGAGUGUUGUCUUCAUGCUAGAUGGUACAUGGGAAAAAAGAAACCCAUAUUCUUUUUGGUGAAAUUGAUCUUCAAAUUCUCUCCAAAGUUCAGGCUCAAUACCCAGGAGUUUGUAUCACCAAUGAAGUUGUUGAGCCAAGUGCUGAGCAAAUUGCCAAGUAUAAAGAGCUUGUAGCCAAGACAUCAAACCUCAAGAACAUAAAGUUUGCUUGGCAUAAGGAGACAUCAUCUGAAUAUCAAAGUAGAAUAUUAGAGAAAAAGGAGCUUCAAAAGUGGGACUUUAUUCAUAUGAUUCAGAUGUUGUAUUAUGUAAAAGAUGUCCCAGCUACCCUGAAAUUCUUCCAUAGUCUCUUAGGUACCAGUGCUAAGAUGCUCAUUAUUCUUGUGUCAGGAAGCAGUGGUUGGGCCAAGCUGUGGGAAAAGUAUGGAUCACGCUUACCCAGGGAUGACCUCUGCCUGUAUAUCACAUCAUCUGACCUCACUCAGAUGCUGGACAACCUAGGGCUUAGGUAUGAGUGCUAUGACCUUUUGUCCACCAUGGACAUAUCUGACUGCUUUAUUGAUGGGAAUGAAAAUGGAGACCUGCUUUGGGAUUUUUUGACUGAAACCUAUAACUUUAAUGCCACAGCACCACCUGAUCUCAAAGCAGAGAUUGCAAAAGAUCUACAAGAGCCUGAAUUUAGUGCUAAGAAAGAGGGUAAGGUUCUUUUUAAUAAUAGUCUGAGUUUCAUAGUGAUUGAGGCAUAACUAUCAAUCACAAAAGUGUAUUUAAAAAUUACAUUUUGAACGACUCUGAUCACUCAUUUAUUUCCGUAUUAAAUUACAAGUACAUUCAUUGAUGUAAAUAAAGCACUGUUUUCAUAUGAGAUGCAGAGAAUUCCAAGACAUUAUUGGACUUCCAUGUGGGAUACUGCUGGUCUUAUCCUGUCCCUCCUCCAGGUAGAGACAUCACAUGCAGACUCAAUAUAACAUAAGCUAGAAAAAUUAGACAACUGAAUUUCUCUGGCUUGUUGAUGACAAAAUUCAUUCCAUUUGCUGAUUGUCUGAAUUUUUCUUGAAUACUAAUACAAUAUACACUAUAGAUUCUUUGUUAGUGAAGUAUCCACUUAUCAGUACUUUGAACACAAAGCCUGUGUUGCAACUGAAUUUCCAUGACUUGUUGACAAUAAAAUUCAAUCCAUUUGCUGAUUGUCUGAAUUUUUCUAGAAUAACUAAUAAAAUAUAUACUAUGGAUUCUUUAUUAGUGAAAUACGUACUUGUAAAUACUUUGAACACAAAGCCCAUGUUACUGAUUUGGCCCUUUUGUGAAGAAGUGUUUGUCUUUAUACAUUCUUCUAUUGUAUUUUCUAUCUUAUUUGUAUUACUUUUUAAGAGUAAGUACCUUUACAAUAUUACAAAAUUAAUUCCUUAUCAUGUGUUGUCAUUUCUUUCCAUUCUUUUCUCUUGUAAUUUUAUCCAUGAAUAACAUUUUUGUUUGUCUUUUUGAUAUACUAAGUUUUUCUAUUAUAUUUAGCCAAAUUUGUUUGUUUGUUUUUUAAGUCUGGUCUUCUGAAAAAUUUUAAAAGACCUUCUAAAACCAAGAUUUUAGAACACUAACAUAUUUUAUUAAAAUAAAAUUACAGUUUUGUUUUUUUUU
Sapajus apella (tufted capuchin) is the source of this 2260-nucleotide messenger RNA. It is a transcript of the gene HNMT, whose product is annotated as histamine N-methyltransferase. Gene Ontology annotation, molecular function: N-methyltransferase activity. Bases 646 to 1371 code for a protein of 241 amino acids. The record is from RefSeq and is a predicted model, not a curated record. The transcript is spliced from 5 exons. NCBI's taxonomy places the organism in Eukaryota, Metazoa, Chordata, Mammalia, Primates, Cebidae.